AUGAGACGUCCGCGUGAGCCAACCCCAGGGGAGUGCUGCGGAAGCGGCUGUACCCGCUGCGUAUGGGAUAUUUACUACGAUGAACUCGCUAGAUUUGAGGAGUUUAUAGCAGGCGGGGGAGUCGAAGAGGAGGGUACCCAAUCCUCAGAGGAGGAAGAGGUUGCUAAUUAUAUCGGUUCCGUUGUGGUGAAGUACAUUGAUCCACCGGCUUUGUCCACCACCGGCUCUCCAGGUGAAUGGGAGAGAGCCGAAAUGAAGGGGCGCGGUUUCUUUCCCAUUGACAGAAUCGAGCUAGUGAGGUGCAGCACAUCCCUGUUUUCUCCAACUGAUCCGGGAAUCAGCGUCGUCAACCUCUUCACAUCCGCAAAAGGCAGGGCAAUGCUACCAGGCGAUGUGGUAGAGGUUCUUGUGACUAACAGUCACGGUACUCAGGACGCCGAUGACGUUGAGAGGCUGUGCAAGGCGCUUCACCUGGAUCCGUGUGCGUGGUGCGAGCUGCAUCGCUCCCCGUUUGUGCCGGAAGACAACUUUCCCCCGUGGCUUCCGCUACAAAAGCCUCUGACGCUUGGGCAGCUUCUCUCUGCCUACGUCGAUAUAAGCAGUAGUAGCUACCUGUUGCAUCAGAGCUUUUUCGAAAAUCUUUUUAGAAUUUACAGCGACUCCAAACCUUCCUCGGCAUCUUCGACUUCAACCACGCCGUCACCCGAUCCAGAGAAGGUGCGGCUUCUUGAGGCCUGCGCGUCCUCUGAAACAGGUCCCCAGCUGCUGCGCUUGCUGUCCAAAAGCAGUGCGCCGCUUUGCUACCCUUCUCUUGUUGACGUACUUGAGGUCUUUUCCUUCGUCAAUAUUCCACUUGACCGUCUCCUUGAGGUCAGUGGACCGCUCCAGACGCGCAGGUAUAGUCUGGCAAACUGGCUUCCUGCAACGCUUCCGCCAAGUCCACUUCAGCUGUGCAUGAGGGAGGUGUGCGCUCGACGCUCUGCAAAUUUACCUGCAGUUACCACAGUUGGCGCGGACGCUCAGCGCGUUGCAGACAUGCUUAACAGAGUUUCUCAGGAUGCCUCCAGGGACCACGGCGGCUUUUUCUUUGGACACACGUCCCACCCGUUGUGCUCUGCAGCGCGUUCUAUGACGAGGAGUGCAGCUGGCGCAGGUCAGAGAGGCAUGUACGUCAGUUUUUCUCUUUUUGGAAACUCUUCAUUUGCCCAACAGCUUCAGGCUGGAUGCACAGCUUUGUGCAGCCCUGGUCAAGCCAAGAGCUUGUGCAGUCAGCUUUUUCUUAUCGGGUGUGGCACAGGGAUUGCUCCUUUGAUUGCGGCUGUCACGCAACUGAUGCUUCGUCGCGCCUCCACAGCCGCCGGGAGUGCCCCAUUUCCGUGCUGGGUGUUCUACGGAGCGCGCACAAAGGCGGAACUUUUGUAUGAUGAAACCCUCAAGGAAGCACUGAGGACCGGAGCAAUUGCCAAGUACGAGUACGCGCUUUCCCGAGAGGAGGACAAUGAGAAGCAAGGCAAGUAUGUAACCGACCUUGUGAAGGGGAACCGGCUAAUGGUCACGGAUUCCCUGCAAAGCGAGGGUCAGCUAUUUGUGUGUGGUCCGGCAAAGGCUCUUCUAUCUGUUCGGGAGCUGGUCAAGUGCGACCUGCUUGCCGAGUCAGACGAUGAUGACAGUGUGCAGGAGCAACGACUGUUGGUGCUAGAGAAUCGAGGACGACUGAACUUCGAUAUAUGGAGCACGGGAAACAUAUUUGAGUGA
Molecule: messenger RNA, 1755 nt
Organism: Leishmania mexicana MHOM/GT/2001/U1103
Lineage: Eukaryota; Euglenozoa; Kinetoplastea; Trypanosomatida; Trypanosomatidae
Product: oxidoreductase-like protein
Exons: 1
Coding region: 1-1755 (584 amino acids)
Cellular component (GO): cytosol
Molecular function (GO): NADPH-hemoprotein reductase activity; FMN binding; flavin adenine dinucleotide binding
Source: RefSeq, a predicted model, not a curated record